Molecule: messenger RNA, 384 nt
Organism: Prunus armeniaca (apricot)
Lineage: Eukaryota; Viridiplantae; Streptophyta; Magnoliopsida; Rosales; Rosaceae
Source: the annotation of a GenBank genome assembly
AUGUCUACAAAUGAUCAGGAAGAUGAUCUGAAAGAUGAUCAGAGACAUGAUCAGGACAAGAUGUGGUGGUUUGCAAAAGGGUUGGUUUCAUGUGAAAAGAAGAUGAUCUUUUGUAAAUUGAAAGAUCCUGAAGCCAAGCUCAAAUGGAUUAAGAGGGAAAUGGCUAAGGUUCCUAGGAGGCUUCCUGAAACAUCAAUUCUGAAAGUGUUCUUGGAACUUAAACAAUUAAUUUUUGAUGAAGAUGAUCAGAGACAUGAUCAGGACAAGAUGUGGUGGUUUGUAAGAGGGUUGGUUUCAUGUGAAAAGAAGAUGAAGAUCUUUUGUAAAUUGAAAGAUCCUAAAGCCAAGCUCAAAUGGAUUAAGAGGGAAAUGGCUAAGGAAUGA